This is a messenger RNA of Chironomus riparius, 2517 nucleotides long. The record is from the annotation of a GenBank genome assembly. Lineage: Eukaryota; Metazoa; Arthropoda; Insecta; Diptera; Chironomidae.
UCGUAAACACGUCAAAAGCAAGACGGACAGUUUUUGAAAAAUAAUUAAAAUAUUUUUUUUAUUUUUCUUUCAUUUAUUUUAGUGGCAAAAAAUAAAAAGAUUAUUUAAAAAUCAUUAAAAGAACAGGAAGAGUGUAAAAGGAAUUUAUUUUAAAAAUAAUAAUUUUUUAUGGACAUACCGCAAAAGUGUUUGUGUGACGAAAAGGAAAUCAAGAAUAUUACCGAAAAGAAUUUAACAAUAAUUGUUCACAUGAAGAAAAUGGACGGUAGUAAUAAUGUUGUCGGUUCCGGCACAUCAGCAGCCGCAGCAACAGCAUUUUUGCAUCAACAGUCGUUAGCCAACAAUAAUAACAGUUCGAUAUUAUCAGGUGAUACAAAUAAUAACAACAAUCAUUCAGUGGAUCAUAAUAAUAGUAGUGGAAAUGAGAAUAAUAUUAAAAGCAAUACUAAAAGCGAAUCAUCAACAAUCUCGUGUGGAAAGAAGGCAUUUUAUAAGUUAAUAUUUAAUAAGUCAUCAGGAUCAAAUAAUAGUAGCGAUAAUAAUAAUAAUAGUAAUAGCAACCAAUCAUCUAAUACACCACCAUCAAAUAAUUCAUAUACAAAAGUAUCAAUGGAGCGAACGGCAAACGGUAGCAUAGAAAGUAAAAUUUCACAAAUGAGCAUCGAUCAAAAUCGACAAUCAAUAUCAUCACAAUCACAUCAAGGAAAUUCCCUCGUUGUGAGUCCUACGUCAAAUGAUUUAACUCGAAGAUAUAAUUCAUCAUCAUUAAAUGAAUAUCGAAUUGAAGAUUCGGAUGAGCGUGCACGAAUACAGCGAGCAAUUGAGAUACAGGAAGGAAUUGAGAUUGAUCAAGUGACAUCGCCUGAUCUGAUCGAAAGUCUUACAUCACACAAUUCACGUACUAGCAGUGGCGAUGAACAGCAAGAACAUUGUAAACGAUGCCAACAAAAUCAAAUACAAUAUCGGCAAAUGGGCAUUGUGCAACAAGCACUCUUGUCAAUUGCUGACGAUGAAAAUAAUCCACGAUAUCAUUCUCAGGUUGCAUAUUGUCAUUAUUUAGUGCCGGACCUUGAGAAAAUUACAGCAUGUUGUUACUAUUGGGGUAAAAUGGAUAGAUAUGAAGCAGAGAAAUUGCUUGAAGGAAAGCCUGAAGGAACAUUUCUAUUACGUGAUUCAGCACAAGAUGAUUAUUUAUUCUCAGUAUCCUUCCGUAAAUAUGGUCGAUCACUUCACGCACGAAUUGAGCAAUUUAAUCACAAGUUCAGUUUUGAUUCACACGAUCCAUCAGUAUUUAUGGCCUUCACAGUAACCGGAUUGGUUGAGCAUUACAAAGAUCCAACAUCAGUCAUGUUCUUUGAGCCAAUGUUAACAUCGCCAUUACACAGAAACCAUGUUUUCUCACUUCAGCAACUUUGUAGAGCUGCGAUUGUUAGUCACACAUCAUAUGAUGGAAUCAAUAAGUUGAGCUUACCAUUAGCUAUGAAAAAUUAUCUGAAAGAAUAUCAUUACAAGCUUAGAGUGCGUGUUAAACAAUUUCCUGAAGGCGUUGCUUAUCAGAACUCAUAGUGCCAGGUGAUAACUUUUACAUUACCAUCAUCACCAUCAUCAAGUAAUUCAUCAUCAUCGAGUAAUUUAUUUUGGCAUCUUGGAUGCAAUUCAACAUCAUCAUCGCCAUUUAAUUUUAAUUUUCGUCAAUUCUCUGAAAUUGCGAGUAGCACAUUAACAGAUCAACCAAUCCCAUCAACGUCAACUGGAUUGUACAGUGAGACAGAUGAGAAUGUGAAGAAAGGAAAUGGCAAGAAGAAGUUUGGAAAGAGAAUCCAAAACUUUUUCAGUAAAUUCUUGUGAACCAUUUAAAUUCUACAUUUUAAGGAUAAUUAUGAGAAAAUAUAGUCAAUAGUCCUGUAUGAAUACAAAAGCAGAAGUGAGGAAGGAAAGAGGCGGAAGUAAGCCAACAACCAUACAUACAUAUUGAUGAGUAGUGAUAAAUUUUUGAAUAAUGAGCUUUCUAAGGAGUAUGAUUAAUUAAACUAAAUGGGGUUCGUUUGGUUUGUGAUGUCUGUAGAGACCUUUAAUUAUAGCAGUGCUAAGGAGGUUUGGAUAGAGAUUUUUAUACUGGAACGGUGGAUUUUCACUUAAGAAUCCACAGCUAAUUAGAAAAACUUGAUUAAGGACUUUAGACCACAUUUGAGAACCAAUGGAGUUCUAGGUCUGAUAAUUGGGUCAAAAUUUGGCCCCAUAUCCUCGAUAAACGUCACUAACGAAUGACCCCAAAGAACAAAAAAAGAGAAACAUAAAAAUAAUUAAUAUAAAAAAUUAUAAUGGUACUAUUUCAAUACGAAAGAAGUUUAUUUAAGAAAAUAUAUUAAUGAAAACCUUAAAAAAUAACAAAAGAAUUAAUCAACAAUGAAGGACGGACGUGUUAAAUUGUUUAUUUUAGUUAUAAAUGUUUAAUAAUGCUGUUAAAUGUUAUUAAAUAAUUGAUUAAGGGGCCGUUCACUUAUUACGUUACGCAAA